AUGAGAGUCUUCAUUCCUGUGACCGAUUUUAAGGCGAGCCAGGCCAGGCUUUACGUCGGCUACAAGUCCACGGCGGGCCAUCUUUACCCGCGCAUCGUCAAGAACGUGUGCGUCUUCUUCUAUCCUGAAUUCUGGCAGGAUGUAGACGAUCACGAAAGCCUACCUUUCACAACCCGACGAACUCAGAUUUGCAAUGUCUGCAAAUACCACGCGGCCAUUAACAAGGGCAACUCACCACGAACUGGGGCACCCAUCACCGAAGACCAGAUGCAGAGGAUCGCCAACCGCCACCCGCUUGCCGUCCCAAAAGCUGACACUCUCUCGACUUUGUUGUCGAUGGAGUUCGAUUUGCUCGACCGGACGAACAACCAAGAUUACCUGAAUGGUAUCUUGGACCUCUUACAAAAGGGCGAUCCGGAUGCCGUCUACGGCGCGAACCCUGCGACCGGCGCACUCUACUCCUUCAUGAACUUCGACGAACCCACCACUCGCGAGACUUGUGUCGAGCUGGCCGGCCAGCUCAAGGCUACCUCGGCGAAGUAUCCCAACCUCGAUCCGGACCUCGUCCAGUUCAUCCAUGGCCGCCUUUGCACCGACGACAGUGGUGUGGCGGACAUGGAAACGGCCGACAAGCCCAAGCUAGGACACCGACUCGCACAACAUUGCGUGGCAUUCUUCCUCCGCCUCCUCCACCGUAACAUCCCGACCUGGCCAGAGGCUGCCCCGGAUUUCAUCGAGCGUGAAGUAUACAUCGCACUUGCUGCAGCCGAGGAAUACGGUCUACAGAUAGAAGCUCCUUGCGUCAUGUCCGGCAACGCCGACGACAAGGCCAAGGUUAUCAAUUGCCUGCGGUUGGUCCGCAGGUGCUGCCAGUCGCUGGACGACUACGGGAAGAAAUGCCUACAGGCCGUCGCAGAGCACCACGGGGGUCUACUGAAGCACGCCUCAAUCGAAGACAUCAUGAAUAAGUUCGGUAAUUGCGUCGACAUAGCGAGUGCUCAGCAGCUCAUGAAGCAGCUCGGCGCUCUACACGCUGCCCUAUUCGCCUCGCAGACCAAAGUGGUGACCGACAUGGCGAAGAAGCUAGACAAUUACGUGGUGGAGGUCAUGAAGUCUCUCUCCAUGGAGUGA
Anthostomella pinea is the source of this 1131-nucleotide messenger RNA. The record is from the annotation of a GenBank genome assembly. NCBI's taxonomy places the organism in Eukaryota, Fungi, Ascomycota, Sordariomycetes, Xylariales, Xylariaceae.